Molecule: messenger RNA, 5437 nt
Organism: Platichthys flesus (European flounder)
Lineage: Eukaryota; Metazoa; Chordata; Actinopteri; Pleuronectiformes; Pleuronectidae
Product: myotubularin-related protein 7-like
Exons: 14
Coding region: 223-1893 (556 amino acids)
Biological process (GO): dephosphorylation
Molecular function (GO): phosphatase activity
Source: RefSeq, a predicted model, not a curated record
CCGGCCACCAUCAGAUGUGUGAGGAGGCGAUGUAUUCCAGUCUACUAACCGAACAAACCAAUUAGAACACCAUGGACAUUAUUUCAUGUCUUAGCGACGGAGAACACAGCUCGUCUGGUGACGUGAAACGAGAAAUGUAAGCACUGACGAUUCAAACUGCAAGAAGCGACUGACUCCGAUCGCACUAUUCCUUUUCCAUCUCCACCAUUUUGGUUGUCAGUGAUGGAGCACAUCCGGACGCCCAAGGUGGAGAAUGUGCAUCUCAUAGACCGAGCAUCAGGCCAGAGAAAAGCCAGCACUGGGACUCUUUACCUUUCUUCCACACACACCAUCUUUGUAGAGAACAACCCUGAGACACGCAAGGAGACAUGGGUAUUGCACAGCAUGGUGAGCAGUGUGGAGAGGCUGCCCGCUACCCCUGCAGGAAGUCAGCUGGUCCUACAUUGCAAAGACUUCCGGGUCUUCCAGAUCCUCAUCCCACAAGAGAGAGACGGUUUGGAUAUUCAUGCCUCAUUGGUCAGGUUGUCACGACCAGAGAAGUACAAUGAGCUGUACUGCCUGUCCUUCAAUCCCAAUUUGAACAAAGAGGAGAGAGAAGAGUCCUGGACUUUUGUUGAUCUUGUUGUCGACUACAAGCGGAUGGGAGUUCCGAAUAAUCUGUGGGUCACCACAGCAGCCAACAGUGAAUAUAGGGUAUGUGAUACAUAUCCCUCAGAGCUCUUUGUUCCAAAGUCGGCAACACCCGCCAUCAUCGUGGGAAGCUCAAGGUUCAGAAGUAGAGGAAGAUUUCCCACUUUGUCCUACUUCCACCAGGAUACACUGGCAGCAGUGUGCAGGUGCAGUCAACCACUGUCAGGCUUCAGUGGACGUUGUCAGGAAGAUGAGAUGAUGCUUCAGGCUGUUAUGAAGUCCAACCCUGGUAGUGACUACAUCUAUGUUGUGGAUACCAGGCCCAAGCUUAAUGCCAUGGCAAAUAGAGCAGCAGGUAAAGGCUACGAGAAUGAGGAUCACUACACCAACAUCAAGCUGCAGUUCGUCGGCAUUGAAAAUAUUCACGUGAUGAGGAGUAGCCAGCAGAAAAUCAUUGACGUGGGCGAAAUGCGAUUUCCAUCAAUGACUGACUUCCUGUGGGGUUUGGAGAAUUCGGGUUGGCUCAAGCACAUUAAAGCCAUACUGGAUGCUGGAGUCUUCAUUGCCAGGGCGGUGGCUGAUGAAGGAGUGAGUGUGUUGGUCCACUGUUCAGAUGGCUGGGACAGAACAGCCCAGGCCUGCUCUGUAGCAAGUAUACUGCUGGACCCAUACUACAGAACCAUCAAAGGGCUCAUGGUGCUGAUAGAGAGAGACUGGGUUUCCUUUGGACAUAAGUUCUCCCACAGGUACACCCACCUGGACGGAGAUCCCAAAGAGGCAUCCCCUGUCAUUGACCAGUUCCUGGAGUGUGUGUGGCAGCUUUCAGAACAGUUCCCAUGUGCCUUUGAGUUCAACGAACACUUCCUCAUUUCCAUACACUCACAUGUCUACUCCUGUCAGUACGGCACCUUCCUGGGCAACUGCCAGAGGGAGCGCAGGGAUAUGAGGCUUCGUGAGCGGAGUCACUCCUUGUGGCCUCAAAUGUGGAAGGACAGAGGCGAGUACACCAACCCCCUGUACAAGGCAGAGCUAAGCCAAGGUCAGGUCGUCCUGAGACCCAACACCGCCCCCUACUGCUUCAAAAUGUGGAAAGGUCUAUAUAACUACAUAGAGAAAUCAAUGCCUCCUCGCCAAACACCUUCUGACUUUGCUAUGAGGGAGGACUCCCAGCAGCUGGAGGAGGAGCUGACUUAUCACCAGGAGGUACCUCCAGAAGAGGAUAGCAGCCCCGAAAGGGAAACCAAUCAUGUGGGAGAAGAUUGAGGUUACACAGAGGGAUAAUAGAUACUGUGGCCCGGACCGACCAACCACUUACACAGACCCAAUCAACAGCCGUACACAGGACAAAGCCUCAGAACCAGCACCCUGCAUUCGCCCUGCCGGUAAAGCCACGCUCACAGCUUAAGUGUCAGGACCCUGAAGACCUCUCCACCUGCAGGGGCCAUGGAGUCGUGACCUGGAGGCAUGGCUGACCUCAGCAGCCGCUCGUCUGGCGGUCGGGACUACGGCAAUGAGUAGGUCCUGGAAUGAGGAUGUCCGCACUGCUGCCUGACUGGAAAUAAGUGAGCCCAGCCGCCUGGCUUGAAGGUAAAAGAGGAAGACUUACAAAUAUAUAAAUUCACACACUAGGAGGGAGGUAUAGGGAAGGAAGAGUUGCUAGCUUGUCCCAUUCCUUCUUGGACCAAAAGGAGUCUCAGUGAAAUUAGGUGAAACCUCACUAUCUGAUUAUCAGUCUAUCUUUGUUUUGAAGGCAUGGGUAGACUCUAGUUGGUGUUUUUAUGUUUUAGGUACCCUCAUUUGUGAUAACCUUUGUGAGAUUGUUACAUGAUUGUUGCAUGAUACAUGAUACUAGAUUGGGAUGAUGUACGACACACAGGCUCCGUGAGGGGAGAAUCUGAUAAAACACAGAGUAGGACAUACACACACACACACACACACACACACACACAAACACACACACACACACACACACACACACACACACUCACACACACACACACACACACUUAAUAUAAGAGGAAGUAGCUCAAUAGGGAGAAGUGAUUCAAUAGUGGGAAGUAGCUGCAUAGGAGGAAGUAGCUCAAUAGGAAGAAGUGAUUCAAUAGUGGGAAGUAUCUGAAUAAGAGGAAGCAGCUCAAUAGUAAGAAGUAGCUCAAUAAGAAGAAGCAGCUCAAUAGGAACGUUUUUGGUAAAUUGAUUCAGCACCCAUAUUUUACAAUCCUAUAUAAACAUUUAAUUAGUUUCAUAAUGAUUGGCAAAUGUUUAUGGUUAAUAACGUGCAUGAUUGUUUAACAAUUAUGAUAAUUCUUAAUACGAAUGUGUAUCUCAGUCUCACAAUGCUAUUUCUUGAAUUUUUUAUUAAAUAUAUACAAAUAAGCUAAAUCCAUCAUGGCAGACAGUUAUGGUCCAAAAGGCUUUUUGUAGAACACAUUGAGCUGGACAUGUGUCUGAAAUUACAAGUCAAUCCGACAAACUGUGUGAGGGUAUUGGCCUGUCAAAUGUAAUAGCGCCACGAUUCAAUACAAUUUUAUUUGUAUAGCACCAAAUCAUUUUAGAAAAACCCAACAGCUACCAGAAUGAGCAAGCAUUACUUUGACUGUAGAGUGAAUGAUAUGGUAGGCUGUUCCAGCGGCUUGGAGCGUAAAAGCUAAAGGCACUUUCACCAGUUUUUGUUGAGACCAGGGGAAUAACCACGCAGCCUGUUCCAGGUGAUCAAAACAGUUCAGGUGUUGCAGAGCUAUCAUAUGAGUAAGAUAUUGAGGUGGCACACCAUGUAGAGUCCUAAAAAAUGAGCGUGACAACUUUCAAAUCAAUUGUAAAGUUUUCUGGAAGCCAGUGUAACAACUUCAGCACUGGUGUCAUAUGGUCAUAUUUCCUUUUUCCCUAUUAAACUCUAGCAGCUGCAUUGUGGAGUAGCUGCAGCUGAUCCAGAUGCUUUUAAAGGUCCCUGUGAGCAGUGUAUUGAAGGGAUUUACCCAACUGGAUAUAAAAGCAUGGACAUUUUUUUCAGUGUCUUCCUAGGACAAAAAGCUCCUUACUUUUGGCAAUAUUUCUUAAUGAUGAAAUCCAAUUUAAAUGAUGCUGUAGUUGAGGCUCUGGAAAGUGAGGUCAGUGCUCAGAAUGACCUGGACUGUUUCUGACCCAUGUGACACUCCAGAGAUAGUAAUGAUAAUUUAAGAGAGAUCUGGGGCCUCAUUUAUAACCUUGCGUAUGAACAAAACGGUGUCAGAAAGAUGCUUAUGCCACCUCUUACGCAAACAUUGGGAUCUAUAAAAACAAACUUGAUCGGAGAAUGUGAUAACUUGUGGGGUAACUGUGACCCAUAAGUAUGAACAUUUUGGAAAGGGGAAAAUGACGGUGCAGAUGUGAAGUGGUGAAUUGAAACAAUCCUCUGCCACUCAGGGGUCGACAUGUAGCUUAAGAAAAGUAAAAUAAAAUAUGUGAGCUCAAUCCAAAGUAGAGCGAUGAUCUUAAACUAUAAUGUUGACUCUCCUUAGACACUUUUAUAUAAUACAAAUCCUUUCCGUGAUGGAGAUAAAUUAAAGAUCAAAUAAAUGUCAAAUCAUUUGUCUGACCAGUAUGAACGACCUAGGGACAUGUCUUCACCAGAACAAAAUGUGAACAAAAAUAUUCAUGUUGGUAACAAAGGCUGGACUGCAAUAUUUUUAAUUUUUGUGUGCAAUAUACAUUAUGUCAAAGGCAUUAAUGUUUUUUCAGUAUACUGUAUAACAUUGUACAAUAAUCUACCCUCACAUCCACCGAAUUCCUCAGACGAGAAUGUGUCAAUCAUGAGCUCCUGUUUAACCAGUCAGAUGUGAAGUGAAGUUUCAGAUGUUAUGUGAGAACCCUGAUCAGACCUGGUAUAAACAAGCAUGUUGGGUGUCUGUCUUCAGCAAGUGUGUUCACAGCUACAGGCAAAGACCAUAUUGCUCAAGAUGUUUGGCACUCCAUUUAAUCACACACUACAUCUUACACAGAUAAUGUUAGCUGAAUUGGAGGUCCGUCAGUGUGGACCAGGCCACAUUCACACUGUUAAAAGAAUGUGGCUUCUUGCAUCCCAGACCACCUCUGAUGCAGUCUGAGCCAUCAACCAAACAUAUGCAUGUUUAUGCCAGGUGUGAACAGAGCGCUAGAGCUUACUUAUUCAAGCACUUUGUCAUGUCACUGUAUUAAAUGCCUGAAAAUGAAAACCUAUUGUGGCUCUAUGUAAUGCUUUAAUGGCGGUGACUGGGUGGUGAAGAAUGCUCUUUUUCUAUUUUGAACAGGCUCUUACGUGAAGUUCAUCGUAAGGCUUAUGUUACAGUUGAGCAGUGAGUAUCACCUGUGGUACUAAAUAAAGAGAGUGACUCAUUUAUUUUUAGCACAUUUAUUGGUAUGAAGUCCAAUUUGUAAUUAUCGCCUGUAAGAAUAAAGUCAUGGAGAUCACCUACACACUCAGCAGAGAACAAACAUUUGUUGUGGAUUCAGAGCUGUGGAGCAGUGUGGUUAUACAGCUGAACUGAAUUGGAAAACACAAAAUCUUCCUACACUCCUGCAGGAGCUGACGCGGUGGUGUAACAGUGAUGUGAUGACAAAUGUCAGCGCUACUGUAUGUGACAACACUUACUGUAUCUAAUGAGCUGUGUCUGUGGCUCCACUCCCUCAUAACGUGAACAUUUCACUGUAGCCUGUGGUGUGUAUUUAUGCGUGAGUGUGUAUUCUGUAUUUACCAAUGUAAAAGAGCUAUUAAUAAAAUCACUGUUAAAGGGAAAGAACUGCAACAUUCCGGGUCUUUGGCGUGUCAACAAAUAUUAAAUAUUUCUCACAA